CUGGAGAUUUUGUGCUGCUGUUCUCUGAAUCUUGAGUCCAGAUGAAAACUUCAUGGAUCAAACUAUUGACAGAUUUGGUACCACUUCCCACUCUAAGUGAAAGCUGCAAGAGAUAGAGGGCUUACUGUGGUUGUCUUUUGGGGUGAAAACUUUACUGAAACAGGAAGGAAUGUAACGGAACUAGACUGGGGUGAACACUGGUGGCCAGUUUGUUCAAAUGGAAAAUCUACAUGAAAUAAAAGUAUAAAUCGGUUGCACAUUAUGGAGGAGCGAGUCUGUCCUCUGGAGAUAGAGGUGUCAGGGUUCCAAUGUGGGUUGAUGAGGACACUGUAUGAACUGUGGCGACAAGGUCAGCUGUGUGAUGCUGUAAUACAUACAGGCAAUGGCAGUAUAGAGGCUCAUAGAGCAGUGUUAUGUGCUGCAAGUCCAUACAUACACAAUAUAGAGAUGAGUGACAGACAGCAGUAUAGAGUGUCACACUAUCACCUACCAGUAGGCUGUCUGGAGGAUGUUACUGUCAUACUCAGAUUGUUUUACACAGGAAAGUUUGCUGUUUCACCAGAAAAUGUUGAGAACAUCAUGCAGCUCUGUAUGUUUCUACAAGUUGGCGAGGCAGUGGAAGUAUGUCAGAGAUUCUUCAAUGGAUGGCAUUCUCACAAAGAACAAACUGUUACAAAUCUACAGAAAAGUUUAUUUUCACAAGAGGAUGAACUUAGUGUAAGAGAUGGAUCAUUGAUGGGAACUAUUCCAGUAGGUAUUGGUAUUCCAGGCUACCCCCAACUUCCUAAUGAAUGUCAAGAUAAUGGCUCUGUUAGAGAAAACUUCAGUCAAGAUCAACUUAACAUACACCCAGAACAACACCUCUUACAUCUUGAAGGAAAUCAAGGGGAGACAAUGAAUAUGAAGGAUGUACAUGAUGGUCAAAAAUGUGUAACCCAGGAAAAUCAUACUUCAGCUAUAAAUGACAGUUCUUUUCAUAAAGGUCAAAGUUCAGUUGCUGCUGUUUCUCCCCCAGAGUUAACAGUUCUUGGAGAAGUUCAGAGGUCAAAACAUGGUGCAUCUCUUAGUGGUCCAGGAUCAAUGAAAAUUCCAGAUGAUCAUGUUGAGGAUGCUAAACAAUUGUCUCCCAGCUGUCCGUUAACCAGUGAUAUUGACAAUUUGUCAAAUUCGUCCUCUAUAUAUACUCACGGGUCUGUCAAUUCUGUUGUAAAUGAAGAAGUGACAGAGAAAGAUACAACAGAUACAACAGGAAGUUCUCAAUCAUCACACAAUAUUGAUGUAUUACCGCCAGGUUUAAGUUGUGAAGUAGCAAAGUCUGACUGUAAAUUUAAUUCAGAUCACCUUACGUCACACCACCGCUCUGAAGAUUGCAAUGAUGCAGUUCAAAAUAAAAACUGUUUCACCCAUUCAAAGUCAUCAAUGCUUGGCACCUCAGCUUAUACAAAUGAAGAGCAAAGAAGUUCUCUAGAAGUUAAAGAAGACAAAAAGGGGAACCUUUGUUCUAAUUCUAGAAAAAAUAUCAACAAAAUAAAAGUGCAAAAGAUAGCUGAAAGUGAAACAAAGCGCUCAUGUUCACUUCGCUCUAAUUCAAGAACUAAAUCUGUAGUGGAAAUUUCAAAAAACAGCAAAUAUAUAAGAAUACGUAAAGAAGAAUUCUCUGUGGAUAAAAAGAACCAAGAUAAAUGUGACCCUAGCAAACACAAAACAAAACAUUUAAAAUUGUAUAACACUGCACAAGUAGCAACUAGAGCUAAGAUGAAGAGGGGCAGCAAGACCCCCAGGGAGCAGGAUCAGAAAAGGUGGACAUGUGCCUUUUGUAAGUUAGUGUUUAAUUCAAAGUGGGAACGUGCCAAACACAGGCAUCAGAUCCACAAACCUGACAGUUAUAAAUGUGCUGUCUGUAAAGCAGUCUUCUCCUCACCGUCUCAACUCAAGGCUCACAAAGAGCAAGACCACCCCGAGAGGAUCAGAUGUUUUAAGUGUGAGGAUCGCCCAACUUUCUCUACUGUCAGUGAGCUGGAGAAUCAUCGUAGGAACCAACAUGUCAAAGAUCAGACCAUUAGAUGUAGAAUAUGCAGGGAAAUAUUUGAAACAAGAGAAGCUAAAAAUGACCAUGUUAAAACUGUCCAUCCAUCUGGGAAGAACUGUCCUGAGUGUAAUACAAAGUUUGAUAACUGGAAGCAUCUAGUGGAUCACCGUAACCACAAACAUAAUGUCCCAUUUGAAGCCAAUAAGUAUGAAAUAUUUCCCUGUGAGAUAGAGAACUGUGACUACCAGACAGUGGACAAAUACCGGUUUCUGUGCCACAAGCGUGACGUCCAUUGUGGUGAUCGUACCCAUACUUGCCAUAUAUGUAACUCGACUUUUAAGAGCCAGCGUGCCCUGAAGUCUCACCAGGAGGUACACCUGGACCGUGAUCAGAGGAAUGGCUCUCAGUGUGACCAAUGUGGCAAGAAGUUUCUCUCUGUUGCCUACCUCAAGACUCACAUUGACACCAUGCAUAGUACAGAGAAGAAACCGAUAAAGAAGCAGUACCUCUGUCACCUGUGUCCUAACAGCUUCAGGGACAAACACUUCUUCCACAGUCACAUGCUGCGAGCACACGAGGUGGCGCCCCCUGCUGACCUCAAACUACACAGAUGUACACACUGUGAUUUUUUCACAGUUCAGAAGUCACAUUUGAGGAAACAUAUGAGGCACCAUUCUACAGGAGCUAAAGAAUAUGAGUGUAACUCUUGUGGAAAGAAGUUUCUCACAGAAGAUUGUCUAGGACGACAUAUACAAAGACAUCAAAUGAAGGAUGAGUUCUGUCCUAUACCAGGAUGUGGCUAUUCCACCAAGUACAAAAGUAAUCUGAAGAACCACAUAGCCCGUAUACACACACAGAAGGAUCUGAAACCAUUCCUUUGUCCGUAUUGUGACUACAGAUGUAAGGAGAAGGGUAAUCUUAACAAACACAUCACAGGUAAACACAAGAUGGAGGUGGUCACAGUGGCCAAACUCAGGAAAAAUGCCAUCAAAACAGGCACAGGCUACCCUAACUUUGUCACAAUGUCUAACACUGCUUCAGCCUACUCGGACGAGGAAAAUGUGGCAACCCCAGUGAACCUUGGGCCGAAUGUGUCGUCUUCCUGUCAUCAGUACCAAAUGGACUAUGGUAUGCAGGUCUAUAAUGGUUCCGUGUAACACAGAGGUGACAAGUCUAGUCUUCAGUAACUAAUUUGUCUUGGGGGCUGUCUUGAAAAUCGACAUUAGUCUAUUUCAAUUCAAUUUGGCCUUGUAGUUCAACAUAUUUGAAUUUUACCCCCAAUUCAGAUUUAUAUUCCAACUUGUACAACCCUGCACCUAUGGGGAUUCCCCAGGGGCUUCGGGUAUCACUAUGGAUUGGAAAUUACCAAGUUAAUUCCCAAUGUAACUUAAGGAAUAAUCCUACAAAGUAGCCCCUAAGAAUGCCAAAGAGUGUUGAUAUAUGAAAGUUGGGUUGUUCAAUAAAUGUAACUUUAUCUCUAAUGUGACUUGUGUUAUUGUAGAACAUUUAAAUUUUGUGUUAAUUCAAGUUUAUACAAGCACAUGUCCUCUACAAUCUUGAGUUUCUUUAACUCCAAAUCCAACUGUCAAAUUAUAAUAAACAAUGUAUGUUGUUGUUAUGAGGUCCUAUGGGGCCUAUGAUGCAUCUGUCAUAUAUCUCGGAGCCUGUCAUUUAUAUGCCUCCUGCGAUAUAUCCACAUACUGUGUAUUUAGUACCAUGACUCUAAACAAAUGGUGACAAUAUGACAAGGUUUUACUCGCGAUGUUUAUCUCAGGAAUAGUAUGUGUGCAUGUCUAGUCAGAUUCCUUGUGUCAAAGCCUUAUAUAACCGACCACUGUGAAGUUACCUGGGGUAUCAGACCUUGUAAGGAGUUGAUAUUUUAUUUUGGUGCUAUACAGCUUAUUGUUAUUUGAACUGUUAGUUAUAUGUAAACAGAUUACAUGUCAUGAUGUGCAUUUAUUUCUGUUUAUUGCUUUUACACACAGUUCUUACAGAAUUACACAAAAUAACAUUUUGUUUCAUGGAGUAAUAAAUCAUGAGCACUUGAAUUACAAAGCCUUUUUACAGCUUGAUAAUUUUGGAUAGUAAUUGUUGUGUUUGUAAAACUCUAUGCAGUGUGUAAAAGGAUACAUUAAAUGGCUAUUGUAUUUGUAUGCGAUUCACAUUAAUUUUGUUUGUUUUGAAAUUAUUUUGAAUAAUUUUUUCUGACAGUUAUGAAUUUUUUUUUUCUGAGCUAUUUUAGAAGUCAUUUAUCUUCACAAAUUUAUGUGCUUUAUAUUUAGUUGAUGACUUUACCUGAUAUACAAAUGUACUACUAUGUUUUGAUAUACAAAUGUACUAGUAUGUUUUGAUAUACAAAUGUACUAGUAUAUUUUGAUAUACAAAUGUACUAGUAUAUUUUGAUAUACAAAUGUACUACUAUGUUUUGAUAUGCAAAUGUACUAGUAUGUUUUGAUAUACAAAUGUACUAGUAUGUUUUGAUAUACAAAUGUACUAGUAUGUUUUGAUAUACAAAUGUACUAGUAUGUUUUGAUAUACAAAUGUACUAGACUAUGUUUUGAUAUACAAAUGUACUAGUAUGUUUUGAUAUACAAAUGUACUAGUAUGUUUUGAUAUACAAAUGUACUAGUAUGUUUUGAUAUACAAAUGUAUUAGGAUGUUUUGAUAUACAAAUGUACUAGGAUGUUUAACCAUAACAUUGUAACAGGAGAGACGACUUGUCAUACAUAUAUAUGCCAAACUUUGCCUUUGUUACAGAUACUUUGAAUAAAAGGUGUAAACUAUAAA
Messenger RNA from Pecten maximus, 4816 nucleotides. RefSeq names its product zinc finger protein 84-like. NCBI's taxonomy places the organism in Eukaryota, Metazoa, Mollusca, Bivalvia, Pectinida, Pectinidae. The transcript has 9 exons. The coding region runs from base 262 to 3186 and encodes 974 amino acids. The record is from RefSeq and is a predicted model, not a curated record. Gene Ontology annotation, molecular function: protein binding.